Messenger RNA from Chilo suppressalis (striped riceborer), 1803 nucleotides. NCBI's taxonomy places the organism in Eukaryota, Metazoa, Arthropoda, Insecta, Lepidoptera, Crambidae. The record is from the annotation of a GenBank genome assembly.
AUGUUAGAAUAUACUGAAAUUAAGACUGAAAAUACGGAAAAUACUCAUGAAGUUAAACCAGCCACGGAAGAAUAUGCUUAUCUUGAAAGAGGUGGUUUCUCUUCAGAGAAAUUUAAAAUUGAACUCAGAGGACUACCAAAGUUCUAUGGAAUCGUGGAAUUAAAAAAGCUUAUGAAUCAGAAGCUUGGUUUAAACACAAGCAAAAUAAAGCGCCCAAAAAAUGGCAGUCACUGGCUCUAUGCCUGCUUCCAAAAUGACGAAGAUAGAAGUAAAGCUAUCAAAGCUCUCAAUGGAUUCUCAUGGAAAGGCAAAACACUUAUAGCAGAGGUAGCAAAGCCUGCACCAGAUCCUCUUGUUAGAAAGAGAAAACAAGAAGAUGGUGAGGGAGUUCAAAAUAAGAAAAAGAAAGAUGAUGGAAAGAGCCAAGAAGAGCGAUUGAAAGAUACCACUACUCCCUUUUGGAAUAUUCCCUAUGAAGAUCAACUCAAAAUUAAACAAAAUGAAAUUAAAAACAUAUUAAUGAAAUUUGACAAUGAUGUUUGGAAAAUAAGUAAGGAAAGAAGGAAUUAUAUUGAAACCAAACGUAAAGUACAUGCAGGAUUAAGUUUUGAACUUCUUCCUAUAAAGAAAUCACCAUUAACUGAAGGCUAUAGGAAUAAAUGUGAAUUCACAGUUGGAAUAGAUGAUGAAUCAAAAUUACCUACUGUUGGAUUCAGACUAGGGAGUUAUGUUACUGGCACAGUGGGUGUUGCUCCAAUACAUAUCUUGAAUCAUAUAUCAGAGUCAACAAAGAGAGCUGUACUGCUUUUUGAAGAGUUUGUUCGGAAAUCGGAAUUAGCUCCAUUCUCACCUGCUGACUAUUCUGGCUAUUGGAGAUAUUUGACUGUAAGACAUUCCUCGUUUAACGGAGAUGUUAUGCUUAUUGUUGCCAUGCAUCCUCAGAAUUUAACAGAAGAUGAACUAAAUGGAAUAAAAGAUAGUCUAAUUCAACACUUCAGUUCAGCAGAUGCUCUAGCUUGUGGGAUUAAAUCUGUCUAUUUUGAGCUUGUCACCAAAAAGAGAGCUGGUGAAGAUGGUUCUAAACCAAUACAUUUGAUGGGAUCUACUCACAUAAUAGAUACCAUACUGGGACAUCAGUUUAGGAUAUCCCCAGAGGCUUUCUUUCAGGUAAACACAGCAGGUGCGGACAUUCUCUACCAGAGUGCAAUCGACAUGAGUAUUGUGACGCCGCAGUCCACAGUCGUUGAUAUCUGCUGUGGAACUGGAACUAUAGGACUAUGCUUCGCUAAGCACUGCAAAAAAGUUCUCGGUCUGGAGUUGGUACCUGAAGCGGUGAAAGACGCGAAGGCGAAUGCAGAAUUUAAUGGCAUAGAGAACUGCGAAUUCUUCACGGGCAAAGCGGAGGACAUCCUGCCUUCUGUGCUGGCCAGGGCGGGCGGGGACGACCUGAUCGCUAUUGUGGACCCGCCUAGGGCCGGGCUACACAUGCGGGCCGUAACUCAGCUGCGGAACACUAAAAAGGUCAAACGACUGGUGUACAUCUCGUGCAGUCCUUCAUCAGCGGUGAAGAACUUUGUGGAUUUAUCCAGGGCUUCCUCUAAGACGUUGCGCGGGGCCCCAUUCUUGCCUGUACGCGCUGUGCCUGUUGAUAUGUUCCCGCAUACGAGACACGUCGAGUUGGCGAUACUGUUCGAGAGAGAGCAAACUGAAGAUGAAACAGAAGAAAAUCAACAGGCAAAAAUCGAAACUGAAGAACCACAAAGUGAAGAAACUCUGAUCAAUGAAGACUAGAAGAUGGCAUGA